UCUCGACUUUUUGUUGUGUCUUCAUUCUAUGUGACUGGGCUCCCACUGGAUUGUUUCCACAGUUGCGACGAUGGUAGACAUUGAUGAUUUGAAACAGAAGUAUGAGGAGAUAUGCUCGGUGGAGAAGAGUAAAGACGAUAUCAUUCAGUGUCUCUUCUCUUGUGUUCAAUCUCUCCAUGACGAGCUACAAAAGGAGAAAGAUGGCGUCGACAAUGACAAGCGGCAUAUCGCCUUACUCAAUAAUGAAAAUAGAAGGAUUGAGACUGAGCUUAACUGUAUGCGUCGAGAGCAGGCUAGACUGAGUUAUGUUUCUGUGCUGGUUGAUGGCGACGGCAUGAAUUUUCGUGAACAAUACGUUCAGGGUGGGCAGAUAGGGGGCCAUGAAGCCGCUCGGAGAUUGAUUCAGGCUGUUGAAGCACACCUUCACGACGUUGACCCCGAAGCCCCCUCCAACAUCCGCUACAGGGUUUAUGUGUAUGCGAACGUGGAAGGCCUGACCAACGCCUAUCGUGACGCUGGUAUACUUCCUGCUAAUGAUAGCCUCACUCCAUUUAUCCACGGAUUCAACAAAGCAGAUGAGCUGUGUAACAUUGUGGACGCUGGAAACGGGAAGGAAUGCUCCGAUGUUAAACUACGAGCUCAUUUUGAGCAAAACAUCAUUGACAUCCACUGUCGGCGGAUUGUCUUUUGUGCCUCUGCAGACAACGGCUACGCGCGCAUCCUUGGCCCCCACCGCGGGUCGAAACACAUUUCGUUGGUCAAGGGACCACCAUUUGCACACGAGAUGAAGGAGUUAGCCGCCGACUUUGAAACCACCUCGUUUGAUGAAGUCUUCCUAUCAAACAAGCUUAAACCCACUAGGAGAGUGUCGUUCAGCUCUCAGGUCCAGCACACCCUCAUCACGCCGCCACAGACACCAACGCCCAACUAUGCGUCGGCGGCAAAAUUGACCCCUACGCCAUCACCCUCAACCAAUAGCACAAAGCCCCUAGCACCAAGGCCUCGUCGAGUCAAUCCGCCAGUAUGCGUGAAUGCAAGAGGCCAGCGGAUCGAUAGACCAGUCCAGUAUUCCUCGAAGGGGAAUGUCGAUUCCCUGAAGCGAAAGAAAAUGUGUAAUAAGUAUCACCUCCUAGGAUCAUGCCCAUUCGGUGAUAAGUGCACGCACAAACACGGCCCAGCUUUGAAACCACAGGAACUUACUGAUCUGGAAUAUCUGGCCCGGCUGUCCCCCUGCUACGAUGAUCUGUAUUGUCGGGAUGUGGACUGUAUCGCUGGACACCGCUGUCCGCGAGACAUCUGCUCUGGGCCCAACUGCAAGUUUCCCGAUAGUAUGCAUCUUGUUGACACGACUAUUGUGACGAAUGUUUAACGGUAUUGAAUGAAGAAUCAGUCCUAUGUGUUUCCAUGUUGUUUGGCUUUCAUGCUCCUUUUUUACUUGUUUGCUCUGAGUUGUUUCCUUUACUUGCUUUUAUUUAUGUGCUUUCAACAUUUUGACUCGACGCUAUUC
Molecule: messenger RNA, 1507 nt
Organism: Aspergillus campestris IBT 28561
Lineage: Eukaryota; Fungi; Ascomycota; Eurotiomycetes; Eurotiales; Aspergillaceae
Product: CCCH zinc finger DNA binding protein
Exons: 5
Coding region: 71-1369 (432 amino acids)
Molecular function (GO): metal ion binding
Source: RefSeq, a predicted model, not a curated record